AUGACGUCAACUACCGAAGUUUCUCACGGCCGCGGCGGUGCCGGCAAUAUCAAUCCCGACGACACCAAAUAUGUUGAUGGAGAGGUGGUGCGUGUCGGGGCUGAGGGAAGCCAUGGAGACGGAGCCUUUAGCAUAGGCCGCGGAGGCGCCGCCAACAUCGCCGACCCGGGCGUCAAGCAAGUCACGCGGCUCGACAAGGACCUGGUUCCGGAGGAGGCUGUGCGGCCGAGCCACGACGCGGAGACAGACUACCAUACGGGCCGCGGCGGGGCGGGCAACGAGCACCACGCGCACAAGCCCGAGGCCGGGCACGUCGAGGCGCCGGUUGGGUUGGCGGAUAGGCUGAAGAAGAAGAUUUUUGGGUUGUUUGGGAAGAAGUAG
This is a messenger RNA of Dichotomopilus funicola, 381 nucleotides long. RefSeq lists its product as uncharacterized. The coding region runs from base 1 to 381 and encodes 126 amino acids. The transcript is spliced from 2 exons. Lineage: Eukaryota; Fungi; Ascomycota; Sordariomycetes; Sordariales; Chaetomiaceae. The record is from RefSeq and is a predicted model, not a curated record.